Messenger RNA from Lipotes vexillifer (Yangtze River dolphin), 1012 nucleotides. It is a transcript of the gene SPSB1, whose product is annotated as splA/ryanodine receptor domain and SOCS box containing 1. The transcript is spliced from 2 exons. Gene Ontology annotation, molecular function: protein binding. Gene Ontology annotation, biological process: proteasome-mediated ubiquitin-dependent protein catabolic process. The record is from RefSeq and is a predicted model, not a curated record. Gene Ontology annotation, cellular component: SCF ubiquitin ligase complex. Bases 191 to 1012 code for a protein of 273 amino acids. NCBI's taxonomy places the organism in Eukaryota, Metazoa, Chordata, Mammalia, Artiodactyla, Lipotidae.
UCCUGCUCACUUGGCCUCCUGUUUCUCCUUCCAUCCACUAGGCAGUACCAGAUGCUCCACACCGGGCAGAGGCCGCCUAGCAAACUCCCUUAGGAGUGCCGUCCAGGCCUGAUUGGAAAGCUGGAGAAGAGGCCCCGUGAUUGAUGAGUUUGCCUUGGGCGUUGGUGACCAGGUGAAACGGGAGGCCGACAUGGGUCAGAAGGUCACUGGAGGUAUCAAGACGGUGGACAUGAGGGACCCCACGUACCGGCCCUUGAAGCAGGAGCUCCAGGGUCUGGACUACUGCAAGCCCACCCGCCUGGACCUGCUGCUGGACAUGCCCCCCGUGUCCUACGACGUCCAGCUGCUCCACUCCUGGAACAACAAUGACCGCUCGCUCAACGUCUUUGUGAAGGAGGACGACAAGUUGAUCUUUCACCGGCAUCCGGUGGCCCAGAGCACAGACGCCAUCAGGGGCAAAGUCGGGUACACGCGCGGGCUGCACGUGUGGCAGAUCACGUGGGCCAUGAGGCAGCGCGGCACCCAUGCCGUGGUGGGGGUGGCGACGGCAGACGCUCCCCUGCACUCCGUGGGGUACACGACACUCGUGGGGAAUAACCACGAGUCCUGGGGCUGGGACUUGGGGCGCAACCGGCUCUACCAUGAUGGCAAAAACCAGCCGAGCAAAACAUACCCAGCCUUUCUGGAGCCGGACGAGACGUUCAUUGUCCCUGACUCCUUCCUAGUGGCCCUGGAUAUGGACGACGGGACCCUGAGCUUCAUUGUGGAUGGACAGUACAUGGGAGUAGCUUUUCGGGGACUCAAGGGCAAAAAACUUUAUCCCGUAGUGAGUGCCGUCUGGGGCCACUGUGAGAUCCGCAUGCGCUACUUGAAUGGACUUGACCCGGAGCCCCUGCCGCUCAUGGAUCUCUGCCGCCGCUCGGUGCGCCUGGCCCUGGGGAAGGAGCGCCUGGGUGAGAUCCACGCGCUGCCACUGCCCACCUCCCUCAAGGCCUACCUCCACUACCAGUGA